Messenger RNA from Manduca sexta (tobacco hornworm), 4951 nucleotides. RefSeq lists its product as uncharacterized. Bases 340 to 3609 code for a protein of 1089 amino acids. Lineage: Eukaryota; Metazoa; Arthropoda; Insecta; Lepidoptera; Sphingidae. The record is from RefSeq and is a predicted model, not a curated record. The transcript has a single exon.
AUGUGAUGCAAAUUUAUACAUAUAAUUGUAAUUUUUAGUUCCUUUUGUACUAAAUAUUAGGUACUAAUAAACUUUAUCUGACUGAAAUAUUUGUCCUAACUGGAACGCCCUUCAGUCAUCUGACAAUAGACCCUAAAUAUUUUAUAGUUUCUGCGUAGAAUGAUAUAUGAGAAGCUACCAGUUAUCUGUACUCCCUUAACGUCAAACUUCAAAAUUUACCCUUAAAUUGUCACUGCCACUGUCAACGCGACUGGCGGCGAUUCAAUUGCUCUCGGGACCUCGCGGGGAGUGCACCGCUACGCACUCACUGUGAAGUUUAUCUAAGAACAACUUAGAACUAUGAAAAAAAAGACAUUAAUUAUUUUAGUUUCACUUUUAUUUAUCGUGGUAUCACGAAGUAGGAGGCUCGUUGAUAGGCAACAAGACGAGCUGUUAUGGCGAAUGAAGUGCGCGUUAGGGGUCAUUGUUGAUCCAAAAUGUCCUAUCGAUGGUGGGUGGACACCGUGGGGACCUUGGUCGGCGUGUCAAGGUUCGUGCGACCAGAUGGGGCACAGAAGGAGAACACGAGAUUGUACCAACCCACCACCUUCUCCCAGCGGCAUCGGGUGCAGCGGAGCCGACGAGGAGACAGAGUCGUGUCACAUAAUCAACUGUACGGUAGACGACUUCAGGCAGGCCGUCGAGGGAGAUGUAGCGAGGACUGAAGCGAUGCGACAGUUGGAAACCGUUCCAGCCCUAAUGGAUCGCUGCCUGCUUACUGAUUGUCAGUAUGAAGCCAUCGUAUCGGCUUUAUCAACAGAUAAUACUUGGGAACUGAAUCCGGAAAAUGUUUGGAAUGCUCUGCUUUGCGUCAAGCACAACGUCGGCUGCCCUGUCAUAGGAGAGUGGGGAGCUUGGGGAAAGUGGUCAGCAUGCGGCGCCCGUUGCGGUCACGGCUUCAAGUGGCGGUUGAGGCGAUGCGACACACCUGCACCGUCGGAACGGCAAUACAUGUGCUCCGGAAGUCCGCUACAAAUGGAGCGAUGUCACGGUGACCAGUGCGCCGUCGAGAGACACAACUUCGGCGGCAAUUGGGGACAAUGGGGUAAGUGGUCUGCAUGUUCGGAGACUUGUGGAGAUGGUGUCCAACGUCGUCGUCGCACUUGCCUCGAAAUACAAACACCACGUGUUUCUGUAACCUGGGGAACUCAUUGUCGAGGCCAGCACGACCAACUGCGAAAGUGCGAAAACAAGCAAUGUUCACUCGAUGGCGGAUGGUCUGGUUGGGGGAACUGGGGACCUUGUUCCCAGACGUGUGGAGCCGGUAAAAGGUCGCGAUCGCGGUCAUGCACUAGGCCGAUACCAUCUGGGAAUGGAAAACCAUGCGCAGGCCCUAAGACUGAAGUUGGAUCUUGUUAUCUAGCCCCUUGCGAAGUGUAUAAACACAAUGUCGCUUUAUUUAACGGUGAUUCAUUUAUAAAAUAUAGAUUUCGUCAUGGUAAGAGUGUAACUUUUAUUCAUUUCUUUAUACGAUUUCUGCCAUUAUCUCCUCAAGGCAUGUUAAUUCGCCGGGGCGAAAUAGAUUCCACCUCAUACAUUCGUCUGAGCAUCCAAAAAUGGCAUAUCUGUUUGGACGCGGCCGGCAUGAACGAUAACUGUGAGAUACCCGGGAUUUGUUCAUCUAACCCUAUUGAACCGGCGAUCUGGCACACAGCGAUGGUAACUCUUUCCACUCAAUACAUUUCUUUGCGUUUGGACGACGAUCCGAUAUCCAUGGAAUAUAAAAUUCCGUGUGAUCCACACUUGCCCUAUACUAAUAUGGAUAUCAAAGUUGGAGAAAAAUUGUACGGGGAAAUUCAAGAAGUGAUAUUUAAUUUCAGUCCAUUGGAUAUUGAAGUUGAUAAAGGGCACGAUUAUUACACUGUUCACAACGCCGCUAACACACCAAUGGCCGUCGCUAACAACGUAGCGUACGAGAUUGCUAAUUUAGAAGAAGCCUCCGUGUUAGUCGACAGAGAAUAUUUCAUGCGCAUCCCAUUUUCGACCGAUCCAAAUGAGUGGAAAUUAGAACUGACGUUAAUGCCGAUACGGGAUUCUGGAACCAUAUUAUUCUUUAACAGCGACGAUAAAUGGUUACACGUCUCAUUGCAAAAUUCUCGUCUUAGAGUGAAACUGGCAAUAGGGGACUAUCGGUCUGAGAGUAUUAGCGCUUCAGAAUGCCUAAAAGAUCAAUGGCUAGAUAUAACUUUAACGAAAAAGGCAGAUGCUAACUCUAUAGAAACUGUUAUUAAUGGAGGUGAACGAAUACACGUAGUCGUUGGGGCAGAUAUGGAUCGGAAACGACGCAAGUCGUCAGAAAAUUGUACAAUACCCUACCAACUGUUCGACACGAAGCCAUAUUGCCAAGGAAACCAAUCUACAUUGACUUUUUGCGUUCAUGCAUAUUUUGUUGGAGGCGUACCUGAACAAAUAAAAAGUAAUGUCUCAGAAACAUUUACGUCCUUCUACGGAUACAUUGCUUCAAUCAGCUUAAAUUCUGUAUUAUAUGAUCUUCAUGAAGUUAGCCUGGAACGUUACCAAGAUAAAGUAAUGCAACUAUCCUCGAGAACUGCAAGUGUAUCGGAUUUUUACAUUGAAACAACUUGGGGUAAAUCUGGUCAGCUAAAUCUUUCUUGCCUCCCCUCAGGGGGAGCACGGUCGCCUGAUGAUAUUAUAUGGCUAAUUCUAGACACAGAAAUGAAAAAUGAAAAUGGAACCGAUCAAUAUGGAAAUACCAAAGAGAUAGAAAAUCAGAUCAGUAGUAAUGAUUAUGUCAGAGUACUGCGGUUGGUCUCUACGCUAGAUACAAACAAAAAAGGAUUUUACACAUGUAGAGUUAUGGGCAACGUUAUAAACAACGUUAUUACUUAUGGAACCUUAGGAAAGGCACGCCCAAAAUUUUCUGGACCAAAUGGAAUAACAGCUCUUGCCGUUCUCACUACUUUGAUAUUAAUCGUUUGCACAUUCAUCUGGCUCAUUCAACAAGGGAUUGAUGACUUACGCAAGGGGCAUGGGUUUUUUCGUGACGACCAAUUAACACCAGAAGAAGCGACCAUAGCUAUUACAAAUUUUAUUGAUGAUAAUAGGGAAUUGCUUGGUAGCGUAAGCGCAUUAGAACUCCGCAAUAUUAUAAUGCGGCGUCUAGAACUUAACGCGAUGAAGGAGAAUUUCGCUGCUCAGGAACCCCAAGGACUAAUGCAACAGGCCCGAUUGGCCAAUGACAAUGUGCCAGCUGGAGUUCUACCAUCUCUCCCUGAAAACCCUUGUCAGCAAGUACGAGCCCCUCCUAACAGGUUUCGAUUCGAACCCAACUACGUGAGCACUCCUCAGCACGGAUCUAUUACUUCGCCCAGGAAGAAACUGACAUCUUCAUCUUCUUUAGAACUGGUAUCGCCUCGAGUACUUUGCUCUCGAAUCAUUGACGCCAAGCGCCGUCUGUCACCGCGUGAAAAUAUCGCCUCGUACAGGAAACAAGUAGUCUGCCCCAGUAACACCCGUAAGACUCGUGCCAACCAGUGGAAAGAGACCGCGACCAAAAUAAGGGCAGCAGAUAAAAUCAUUCAUAUGUUCCAACAGCUUCAGAAAGAUUAAGAAAAGAAAUUGGCUUUUCCCUUAACGAAUUACGGCACGACAGCGGCCAUAGGAACGAUGAUCAUUUACCCCGACUUGGAACUAACCCCGGACAAGAGCAUGUGAAUUCUUAAUUGUGCUUUCUAGGUUUUUUUUUUUGCCAUUCUUAUUGCAUUUCAUAAUCGUAAUAUAUUUAAUGGAUAUCGCUAUUUCAAAUACUAAGUAAGUGAUUUUAUUGAUGUUAGUUUUAAGGACUGUAUGAGGUUAUACUACUUGUGAUAGGCCUAUUUAUUUGUGAUAUGAAAGGUUCGUGAUGAGAUUUAUUAAAAGUGAUAUGUUACUCCUGUUUUUAUUUAAUUUAAUUUAAUUUUAUAACACGAAUCUACAUUACUGUAUUAUCUGUCGAAUAAGUUAAAUGUACCUCUAGAUUAUUUUGAAAUGUUUAACUCAGUUAACACACCCACUACAGGGAUGUUUCCUUCUAGUAGAAACCUCAUAUUGUGUAAUAUUAUGAAGUAUCAAUAUAUUCAAUGUUAUUAGAACAGUAGUUAUGCGUUUCAUAAUAAAACAGCGAUGGAAAUUCUUAAACGUUUUAAUAUAAAAUAAUUUUAGAAUUGUAACAUUUUUGUUAUCACAUAUUGGCACAAAUAAAAUAUUGUAAUAUUUAAAAAUGGCACACGUUUUUAAAUUGUAUGUAUAUGUAAUUAUUUGAAUAUCAGAUUAUAAUGUAUACAUUUUUCAAAUAUUAAGGAUGUUUAUUAAGUUGAUAAAACCGAUUGUGUGAAUUUUUUUAGGACAAUGUUCUUUAAUAGUAUGUAAUUUGCAUUUUAUUAAAUUGUCUAUUUAUGGUUAACAUACUAGUCCUUUUAAAUCUCAUAGUAGAUAUAAGUAAUUUUGAUCUCUGUGUGUUUAGUGGUAAGGUAUAUAAUCUCAUGUUAGACGUAAUAUACGUAUUGUAAUUUAAGAAAUCCCUAAAAUUUAUUCUACUGAAAAUUAUCUCUAUGUCUUCGCAUCCGUUUUGAAAUAAAUGUCUACAUAACUUACAUAUAAACGUAAUAAUAAUUUUGGAAUAUUGUUGAAACAGAUUUAACUGAAAAUUAUCUCUAACAUUUUGGAACCGAGUCUCUACAGAAUAUGUAUUUAAAAUACUUACAUCUAAUUCCAAAAAUGUGUGAUUCCAUUUUUCGUGUAUUAUUUGUACCUAUACUUAUAUUUCUGAUAUUAAAUUUUAUUUUACCCCCAAACGGUGAUUUAUUUCUUCUAGCCCUUGUCACUUCACAUAAAUGCACUGCAACUGCAUUGACUAGAUAACAAUUCAUUCAUGAUUCAAUUACAAAAAUUGUCACUCGAGAAACACCCAUUA